Racocetra persica is the source of this 516-nucleotide messenger RNA. The record is from the annotation of a GenBank genome assembly. NCBI's taxonomy places the organism in Eukaryota, Fungi, Glomeromycota, Glomeromycetes, Diversisporales, Gigasporaceae.
UGGUUCAAGAGCAUUAUUUACGGGAUGAUAUUUGGUGCUCGGUGGAAUGCUGUUCGCUUUGUUCUCAAACAGAAUCAGUUUUAAGUACGUCUGCUCUGCUCACAAAACAUAUCCCAAGACCGCAUUAUAUUAUACCAGAUACCAAUGUUUUUAUGAACCAGAUAGAUGUCAUUGAACAUCCAGCAUUGCAUGAUGUUAUCGUCCUGCAAACUGUUUACGAGGAAUUACGCCAUUUGAGUUUACCAAUUUAUAACAGACUACGCGCAUUAAUAAGUGAUCAGAAAAAACGGUUUUAUGUAUUUUCAAAUGAACAUCAUCGCGAUACCUAUAUUCAACGGUUGAAAGAUGAAUCACCAAAUGAUAGGAAUGAUAGAGCGAUAAGGUCUGCUGUCAAAUGGUAUUCUACACAUCUCAAGAAAAUGACAAAUAAAGGCAGUCAUAAUGAAGUCGUGCUCUUGACAGAUGAUGUAGGAAAUCGAACAAAAGCUCAAGAAGAAGGAUUAUUGGCAUUUUCAG